AGAGUUCUUACUGGGAAGCUUGCCUGCCACUGGAUGCUCUUCCAGGGACAAACGCAUCAUCAGCAUCAUCGCCUGUGUCACAGCUACAGUCCCUAAUUUUCAAGACCAAACUGACGGUAUGCAACCAAACAGUAGCUCACAUUGCAUCGCAUCCAAACUCUGACAGUAAAGUAUACACAUCAUUACACUGAGCAGCAGCAAAGCACACAUUUGAAGCUCUUCAAGAAGAGAAGAUUACCUCUGCGAUUCAUUUGAUUAACUUCAAGAAGUGAUAAAGACAAAUAUUUUAUAAGAUGCCUGAGAGUGCAGGACAUGUUAUGGAGGAGGAAACGGAGACCUUUGCUUUCCAGGCUGAGAUUGCUCAGCUUAUGUCCCUUAUUAUUAACACUUUCUACUCAAAUAAAGAGAUCUUCCUUAGAGAGCUCAUCUCAAACUCCUCAGAUGCCUUGGACAAAAUCAGAUAUGAAAGCCUAACAGAUCCCAGCAGGCUGGAGUCCUGCAAAGAGCUGAAGAUUGAGCUCACACCCGACCUGCAUGCUCGCACCCUCACAAUCAUUGACACGGGUAUCGGCAUGACCAAAGCUGACCUGAUCAACAACCUGGGCACUAUCGCCAAGUCCGGUACCAAGGCUUUCAUGGAGGCUCUGCAGGCUGGAGCCGACAUCUCCAUGAUUGGUCAGUUUGGUGUGGGUUUCUACUCUGCCUAUCUGGUGGCUGAGAAGGUGACAGUCAUCACAAAGCACAACGAUGAUGAACAGUACGUGUGGGAGUCUGCAGCUGGAGGCUCAUUCACAGUCAGACCUGACAGUGGAGAGUCCAUUGGCAGAGGCACGAAAGUGAUCCUUCACCUGAAAGAAGAUCAGACAGAAUACUGUGAGGAGAAGCGCAUUAAGGAAGUUGUGAAGAAGCACUCACAGUUCAUUGGUUAUCCCAUCACACUUUUUGUGGAAAAGACGAGAGAGAAAGAAGUGGACCUCGAUGAGGGAGAGAAGGAAGAAGUAGUUGAGAAAGACGCCGCUGAGAACAAGGACAAGCCAAAGAUUGAGGAUGUUGGCUCGGAUGAGGAUGAAGACACGAAGGAAGGCAAAAACAAGAGGAAGAAGAAGGUCAAGGAAAAGUACAUUGAUGCUCAGGAGCUUAACAAGACCAAGCCCAUCUGGACCCGUAACCCAGACGACAUCACCAAUGAAGAGUAUGGAGAAUUCUACAAGAGCCUCACCAAUGACUGGGAGGACCACCUGGCCGUCAAGCAUUUUUCCGUGGAAGGUCAGCUGGAGUUCCGUGCCUUGCUUUUUGUACCCAGAAGAGCUGCAUUUGACCUCUUUGAAAACAAGAAAAAGAGAAACAACAUCAAACUUUACGUGCGCAGAGUUUUCAUCAUGGACAACUGUGAGGAGCUGAUUCCAGAAUAUCUCAAUUUCAUCAAGGGCGUGGUUGACUCUGAGGAUCUGCCUCUGAACAUCUCCAGAGAGAUGUUGCAGCAGAGCAAAAUUCUGAAGGUGAUCCGCAAGAACCUGGUUAAGAAGUGCCUGGAACUGUUCACAGAGCUGUCUGAGGACAAGGACAACUACAAGAAGUUCUACGAGCAGUUCUCCAAGAACAUCAAGCUUGGAAUCCAUGAAGACUCACAGAACAGAAAGAAGCUGUCUGAGCUGCUGCGUUACUACACCUCAGCCUCUGGAGAUGAAAUGGUCUCCCUGAAAGACUACGUUUCUCGCAUGAAGGACAACCAGAAACACAUCUACUACAUCACAGGCGAGACCAAAGAUCAGGUGGCCAACUCUGCAUUUGUGGAGCGCCUUCGCAAAGCCGGCCUGGAAGUCAUUUACAUGAUUGAGCCCAUUGAUGAGUACUGUGUGCAGCAGCUGAAGGAGUAUGAUGGCAAGAACUUGGUAUCAGUGACCAAGGAAGGUCUGGAGCUGCCUGAGGAUGAGGAAGAGAUGAAGAAGCAGGAGGAGCUGAAAAAUAAAUUUGAGAACCUCUGCAAGAUCAUGAAGGACAUCCUUGACAAAAAGAUUGAAAAGGUUGUGGUGUCCAACCGCUUGGUUGCUUCCCCCUGCUGCAUUGUCACCAGCACCUAUGGCUGGACAGCCAACAUGGAAAGGAUCAUGAAGUCUCAGGCCUUAAGAGACAACUCCACCUUGGGUUAUAUGACAGCCAAGAAACACCUUGAAAUCAACCCCCUGCAUCCUAUCGUUGAGACUCUAAGGGAGAAAGCAGAAGCUGACAAGAAUGACAAAGCAGUGAAAGACCUGGUGAUCCUCCUGUUCGAGACGGCCCUGCUGUCCUCAGGAUUCACACUGGAAGACCCACAGACACAUGCCAACCGCAUCUAUAGAAUGAUCAAACUGGGUCUUGGAAUUGAUGAUGAUGAUUCUACAGUGGAAGACCUCCCUCAGCCUGCUGAUGAAGAUAUGCCAGUCUUGGAAGGAGAUGAUGACACAUCAAGAAUGGAGGAAGUUGACUAAAAUAUUUGCUAGACUUUUCCAAGCUUUCUUAAUUUUUAUUUUUGUAAGUUAUAUUUCCUUUUCAGAAUGCAUUUUAUUUAACACGUCCUAUUCUUAAAUGUCAUUUACCUGUCACUACAAGUUAACUUUAAUAAAGGCCAUAAUAGGGAUUAAGUCUCAGUUAUUUAUAUAAAAUAACUCAAAACCAUUAAGACUAACAAAGAGGCCACUGAGGGAUUUGAUAUGUCUCUUUUUGUAACAGUUACAUUUUUAUAUGUAAAGGAUUCAAAUUUUUAAUAAAAUAUGUU
This is a messenger RNA of Melanotaenia boesemani (Boeseman's rainbowfish), 2755 nucleotides long. It is a transcript of the gene hsp90aa1.1, whose product is annotated as heat shock protein 90, alpha (cytosolic), class A member 1, tandem duplicate 1. The record is from RefSeq and is a predicted model, not a curated record. Bases 294 to 2468 code for a protein of 724 amino acids. Gene Ontology annotation, cellular component: nucleus; protein-containing complex; myelin sheath. Gene Ontology annotation, molecular function: disordered domain specific binding; ATP binding; ATP-dependent protein folding chaperone. Gene Ontology annotation, biological process: protein folding; cellular response to heat; protein stabilization. NCBI's taxonomy places the organism in Eukaryota, Metazoa, Chordata, Actinopteri, Atheriniformes, Melanotaeniidae. The transcript has 12 exons.